CCGUUUUUCCGGGAAAAUCUGCCAAAAACCGAAGAAACAAAGAAAUAUCCCGAGUGAGAGUGGGAGGGAGAGAGAGAGAGAGCAGAGACCAUGAACGUAGAAGAAGAAGUUGAGCGACUCAAAGAAGAAAUCAAACGACUUGGCAAGGCCCAAGACGAUGGCUCUUACAAGUACAGGGUACAUGUGGUUGGAAGCUGUUCUUUCAUCAGUAAGGGUGAAGAGUUCGAUCUUUAUCUGAUCCAAGUCACAUUUGGCGUGCUAUUUAAUGAUGACAGGUGUGCCAACAUAUUUGAAGCAUUAGUGGGGACACUGAGGGCUGCAAAGAAACGGAAAAUCGUGGCAUAUGACGGUGAGCUACUGCUACAAGGAGUCCAUGACAAUGUAGAAAUUAUCCUCAAACCUGUGCCACCACAAGCAUCUGAUGCUAUCGGAAAGACUUAAGGGAUUGUGCAAUUGCUUUCAUCGAAUGUUGUUCUAAGAUAAAUCACAUAGGGUUUCAUGCAUAAUUAUGUGAUUUGAAUGACUAUAUAUAAUCUACAUUUCAGUUCAGUCACGGGCGUUUGGCCUCGCUUUAAGCCAUUGAGUCCGAGACAUGGUGAAGUGAGAUGGGAGUCAAAAAAGCACCUGGUUGUCAGGCAUGUUGUCAGGCCUAUUAUGGUUUUACUUUCAAUAAUUUUCACUGUGGAAUUUGGUCAAGUUAAAAUGUCUUUUGUAACAUAUUUUAGGUUGUUUGAUUUCAGAAACAUUUGAAUCCUGUUUCAUUUUUUAAGUUUUCCUUUGUGCAAGGGACUCCUAUAUUGGUUGA
This is a messenger RNA of Camellia sinensis, 805 nucleotides long. Its product is annotated as costars family protein. NCBI's taxonomy places the organism in Eukaryota, Viridiplantae, Streptophyta, Magnoliopsida, Ericales, Theaceae. The record is from RefSeq and is a predicted model, not a curated record. Gene Ontology annotation, biological process: regulation of actin filament-based process.